Saccostrea cuccullata (small rock oyster) is the source of this 2146-nucleotide messenger RNA. Its product is annotated as serine/threonine-protein kinase Nek8-like. The record is from RefSeq and is a predicted model, not a curated record. Gene Ontology annotation, biological process: protein phosphorylation. The transcript is spliced from 17 exons. Gene Ontology annotation, molecular function: protein kinase activity; ATP binding. Bases 73 to 2145 code for a protein of 690 amino acids. Lineage: Eukaryota; Metazoa; Mollusca; Bivalvia; Ostreida; Ostreidae.
UGAAGUCAAUAAAACGCUUUAAAUAGGGACUUUUAUCAAGCUUCUUGUAAACAUUGAAUUGUUAUAAACAAAAUGGAAAAGUAUGAAAAAAUUAGAGUUGUCGGCAGAGGAGCUUAUGGGACAGUUCAUCUGUGUCAGAGACUGGCCGAUAAGAAAAUGGUCAUUAUCAAACAGAUUCCAGUGGAACAGAUGACAAAGGAGGAACGACAGGCGGCCUUGAACGAGGUCAAGGUCUUAUCCAUGUUGUCCCACCCUAACAUUAUCCAGUACUACGAGAACUUUCUGGAAGACAAAGCUCUGAUGAUUGUCAUGGAAUACGCACAAGGAGGAACUGUAAUGGAUUAUCUGCAAUCUAGAAAUGGCAUUUUAUUGGAAGAAGAGGAGAUCCUGAAGUUUUUUGCCCAAAUGCUUCUUUCCAUUCAGCAUGUUCAUUCAAAACAAAUUUUACAUCGAGACUUAAAGACUCAGAAUAUUCUAUUGGACAAAAAGAGAGAGGUGGUUAAGAUUGGGGAUUUCGGAAUUUCAAAAGUUCUCAGCAGCAAAAGUAAAGCUUAUACUGUUGUUGGAACACCUUGUUACAUCUCUCCAGAGCUUUGUGAGGGAAAACCUUAUAAUCAGAAGAGUGAUAUUUGGGCCCUGGGGUGUGUACUGUAUGAACUGGCAAGUCUAAAAAGAGCCUUUGAGGCUGCAAACUUGCCAGCUCUUAUCCUGAAAAUCAUGCGGGGAACAUUUUCUCCGAUCUCUGCGAAUUACAGUGAGGAGUUAAGGGCCUUGAUUCUGGGUAUGCUUCACCUUGACCCAAAUAAGAGACCAAACAUUAAUCAGAUCAUGGCACAGCCCAUUGUAAUAAACGCUCUGAUGACCUUACACACAGACUUAGGGAGAAUUCCAUGCACCAAAGUCAGUCGCCCCAUCCCCCCCUCCACGGCUGCAGCCAGAAGUCGAAUACCAACUCGGGGCAGCAUGACACCAAGAGAUGCUCUGCCUGCCAAACCCCCGGCCCUUAGUUCAGUGUUUUUCUGGGGGAUAGGUGUCUCUUCCCCAAUAAAGCUCCCCCUUCCCAGCAGUGAUACCCAGGUGACCCAGGUCUCAACUGGGCGGACUCAGAAAGCGGCCGUCACCAAAAACGGUCGACUCUUUGUGUGGGAGUCCUCCACCGUCGGUACUGACACCCUGAUCCCGGGGGCCACAGAGAGCCACACCCCCACGUAUGUCCCGAGGUAUCUGGAGGGUCAGUCAGGGGUCAACAUUCAACACGUCGCAUGUGGUGGUCUCUUCACAGCUUGUCUCACAGAUCGAGGGAUUUUGAUGACAUUUGGCAGUGGGGUGUAUGGAUGUCUGGGGCAUGGCAACUAUAAUGAUGUGGCUCAGGCUAAAAUAGUGGAGGAUCUACUGGGUUAUGAGGUGGUCCAGGUGUCCUGUGGUGCCUCCCAUGUUCUAGCCGUGACCAAUGAACAUGAAGUUUUCUCCUGGGGAAGGGGAGACAAUGGUCGUCUUGGACUGGGGGACCAGGAAUCUUACUCCUCUCCUCGCCCCGUUUCUAUCCCCGAGCCCCUCCGACCCUCUUCUGUACACUGUGGAGUGGACUGCUCUAUGAUUCUCACCCUGGACAACAAACUUCUCUGUUGUGGAAGCAAUAGGUACAACAAAUUGGUAUUAGAUAUCAUUGCUACAGAUGGUACCUGUAUGAAGCUGGUAGAUGAAAUACACACCUUUGUUCAGGCAGCUUCUCAUCCAAUCGGAAAUCUCCUCAUCAAAGGUGUUGCCAUGGGAACUUCCCACACAGCUGCAGUUACAGCGGAGGGUAGCUGCUAUACAUUUGGUAACAACCAGUUUGGACAGCUGGGUAACCAGGUCAGCAACAGCAGACAGCCACAGGAAGUCAAGAUCGCACAGAAUCAGAAGGUCGCCAUGGUAGCCUGCGGUGACACAUUCACUGUAGUGGUGGCAGAGGAGGGAGAGGUGUACUCCUUUGGGAACCAGUCCCGGGGUCGACUGGGGCGUCCCGAGGAAGACCCCACAGAACCCAGGAAAGUCCCCUUUAUAGGGGAGGAGCCAUUUAAUGUCGUCUCUCUGUCCUGUAGUCAUGGCAACACACUUCUAGCCACUAGACCCACACAACAAAUGAAUGGGGAAAACAUAUAAA